Caenorhabditis elegans is the source of this 576-nucleotide messenger RNA. The record is from the annotation of a RefSeq genome assembly. Lineage: Eukaryota; Metazoa; Nematoda; Chromadorea; Rhabditida; Rhabditidae.
UUCAGUCCAGCUGCUCAAGCUUCCAUUGUAAAGAUCCACAAUGACUUGAGAUCUGAAAUCGCUAAAGGAUUAUUUUUGGCUAAAGGAAUUGAGAAACCUCCAGCAUCUGAUAUGAUGAAAAUUUCUUGGGAUGAUAGCAUUGCUGAAUCAGCUCAAACAUUCAUUGAAAAAUGCCCAAUGAAUCACACAAAAACUGAGUACGGCGAGAAUAUGCACAGAUCUUGGUCAUCCAAAGAGAUUACCGAUCUUGAUAUUUAUGGAACAAAAGCGGCAGAGUCCUGGGCUGGUGAAUUCCAGAAAAAGGGAUGGGAAUCUAAUAUUUAUACAAAAGAUACCGAAAAGUCGGGAAUCGGGCAUGCAACCCAGAUGGUUUGGUCUCAAGCCUACUUAAUUGGAUGUGGAGUUAAGGAUUGUGGUCCUGAUAAAACAAAAAAGAACAUGCAUAAGAUUACAGUAGUGUGUCGAUAUAUAGAAAAAGGAAACAUCAAAGAUACCAACAUCUACAAUGAAGGAAAGACGUGUUCUGCGUGCCCAUCUUCAGCAAAAUGCGAGCCUGAAUCCGGUCUUUGUACUUAA